This is a messenger RNA of Micromonas commoda, 1554 nucleotides long. RefSeq lists its product with no specific name. NCBI's taxonomy places the organism in Eukaryota, Viridiplantae, Chlorophyta, Mamiellophyceae, Mamiellales, Mamiellaceae. The coding region runs from base 1 to 1554 and encodes 517 amino acids. Gene Ontology annotation, cellular component: nucleus. Gene Ontology annotation, biological process: regulation of DNA-templated transcription. The record is from RefSeq and is a predicted model, not a curated record. The transcript is spliced from 2 exons.
AUGACGAUGAACGACUUUGAGCUCGAGCGCCAGCGGCGCAUCGAGGCUAACCGCCUACGAAUGCUCGAGAUGGGCAUCGGCGCCAUGGCGUCCAAGAUUCAGGCGCCCGCGCCCGUGCCCGCGCCCAAGCGCAAGCCGAGGGUCAAGGCGUUCGUCCCGCAGGAGAGCCGCCGCAGGAGCACCCGCGAGCGCGUCGAGGUCAACUACGCCGAGCGCUACGGCCUCGAGGACGCCAGCGACGACGACCUCGCAGCCGCGCGCAGGGCGUCGCGCAAAUCCGCACAAAUCCUCGGCAAGCGCAAGGCUGAGCUCGUCUCGAUGUCCGACGGCGACCACGCGCGCGUGCGAUACAGCGUCGGCCGCAGGGUGUACGACUCGGAGCUCGGCACCACGUGCCACUGGUGCCGCCAGAAGACGGUCGAGACCCACGUCACGGUGCGCCGACCCGACCAGACGCAUCCAAUCGAUCGAACCGUCAUCCCCCCACCCCCGCUCACCCCCGCUCACCCCCCCCCCUUAAUCCGCCACGCGCAGUGCACCGCCGAGGGAUGCGGCCGCGGGCGCAUGCCGGUCUCCUUCUGCGGCAUGUGCCUCCGCAACCGCCACGGCGAGGACAUCGACGCCGCGGUAGCGUCCGGCGCGUGGGUCUGCCCGCGAUGCCGCGGGUCCUGCGGCGAAGGCUGCGUGACGUGCUGCAACUGCGGCCCGUGCCGCAAGGCCAAGGGGUUGGCCCCGACGCACCAGGUGAUCAACCUCGCGCGCGCCUCCGGGUUCGACAACGUCCACGACUACCUCGUGCACGGCGUCACCGGCGCCACUCCCGCGCAGUUGCUCCAACGCAAGACGUCCUUCGCGUGGGGUCGAUGGCUGUUGAACGAUUUCACUCCGGCGACGCCGACGGAAUCUGACGGGGCCCCGGGCGUCGUCCGCGAAUCGGGUGAUGACACGUCGGCGGGUGGUGACACGUCGGCAUCGUCCGACGACGACGACGACGCCCUCGAUGCCUUCGACGACGAGCCCUGCCUCGCGUGCGCCGGCGUCGACCGUCCCGGAGAUUUCGUCCUCUGCGACGGGUGCCCCCGGGGCGGUCACUACGACUGCCUCGGCCUCGACGGCGUCCCCGCGGGCGACUGGUUCUGCGCCGGCUGCGCGCGCGAGCCGAACGCCGCCGCGGUGGUCGCCGAGAAGACGACGACGACGACGACGACGCCGGCGACGACGCCGAAGCGCGGCCCCGGCAGACCGAGAAAGCGGCCGCGUGAUGGUGACUCACCGGGCGGUGACUCACCGCACGUUCCCGCGACGCCCUCCCCGACGAAACGUGGCCCCGGUCGACCCCGUAAACACCCGGCGACGCCUCCCGCGUCCUCCCCCUCACCUUCCCCGGUCCCGGCGGCGAGGGGAACGAGCGCGGCGACAACGGAGGUUAAGAGGAUCCAGCUGGACAUCCGCGACGCGUUUUCGUCGGCAAGUCGGUCGGUCCGCGCGGCUCGGCCCAAGCCCGGCGCGAUGGCGCUGCCCGUCAGGGAGUACAGGCGCCGCGCGGCCGCGUGA